UUCUCAUCAGUACUAGAAAGGGAUCAUUGUACUCCUCCGCCCCAACGUUUAGAAAAAGUAGUCCUUUCCAGUAUUAAAUACGUUCUCUUUUUUUAUUUCGGCCUUUUUUUGAUAAAAUUAAAGUCCGCGGGUCUACCGGUGAUUGUAAUGUCGCGGGACGGGCUCGAGCCGAGUGCUUCAACCCGAUCCGAAUUCCGUCAAAGCUGCAGACAGAACUCGAGUUCUCACUGCCAUGAUUGAUUUUAAGCGUCUUUCAGAGUUAGAUAAUUUUUUAGCCAACUCCUUCCUCCAAAAUUUUAUUUACUUUCGCCACUCGAUUUAUGGAAGAUAAACGCCCCAGGAAGACGGUGGAAACAGACCAACGCUUUCAGGAUGGUAGUAGAUUCAGGUCAGGUACACAAAGCACUCACUGCCGGGAUGAGCCCUAGAGAGCUCUCCGAAAAUGAUGACAUUGCUACUUCAGUUGUCCUGGACCCUUAUCUGGGCUUCGUUACACACAAAAUGAACAUCAGGUUCCGCCCUAUCAAAACCAACAGGGAUGAAAUCAAGAACAUUAUCGAAGAGUUCAAAAAGCACCAAAAUUAUUCUGCUACGUAUAAGAAACUUGUCAACGGAGACUGGAUGCCAAGAACAAGUCAUAUCAGAAGUAAAUUACAGCAGCAACGCCUAGAACAACAUAUUUACCGUUAUUUGAGGGUCUUUGAUAAGGAUUCAGGUUUCAUAAUUGAACCAUGUUAUCGAUAUUCCAUGGAGGGACAGAAAGGUGCAAAAAUAUCUGCAACAAAGAAAUGGUUAAAAAAUGAAAAGAUUUCAUGCCUAGUCGGUUGCAUAGCAGAACUGACUGAGGAAGAAGAAGCCCAGCUGCUUAGACCCGGGAAAAAUGAUUUUAGCGUCAUGUUUAGUUGUAGAAAAAACUGUGCCCAAUUAUGGCUAGGCCCUGCAGCGUUUAUCAACCAUGACUGCAGGGCUAAUUGCAAAUUUGUUGCCACGGGGAGGGACACAGCUUGUGUUAAAGUACUGAGGGAUAUCGAAAUUGGAGAGGAAAUCACAUGUUUCUACGGGGAAGAUUUUUUUGGGGAUGGAAAUGACUAUUGUGAAUGUGAAACAUGUGAAAGGAGAGGAACAGGCGCUUUUGCUAAAGGCAAGCCAAAUAGCGAAGAUCUCACAAACUCGGGGUACCGACUGAGGGAAACUGACAACAGAAUCAACAGAACAAAAAUUCACAAACAGAAUGGUAUUCCACCGCCUAAACAGGAAAGCUCUCCUGAUGUUCCAGAACAGAUCGAACCUGUAAAAACACAAGGGAUUGUGACCCCCUUGAGUAUCAGGGAACUCAGGCAAAAAGGAAUGACUAAGUACGAUGCGGAAAUGCUAAUUGCUCAGGGUUGCCAGUUUACCGACAUUAGCGAAACGAGCAAAAAAUUGACAGAGAGCAAGAUCAGUUCAGCUUUGAGAGGGAGAUCGGAAAGUGUUUCUAAGGAAGCUGAAGUUGUAAUGGUGCGGCAUAGUAGAAACUUAAGGAAUAAGACCAAAUUAUUGGCUGAGGAGGUUAAGAAGAAGGAGAAUGAAGAUUCAACACCAUUUGAACUUACUGUAACUCCUACAGCUGAAAGUACAGUCCCGGCUAGCAAUGUGCCAUCUCCAGAAUUGGGCGUUGCACCAUCAACAAGGAUGUCUUUAAGAAAUAAGCGUUUGAGUGAACCCUAUUUUGAUGAAUCGUCAAAUGUAAGUGAUAAAACCAGCAGUUGUACUAAUUUGAAUGAAUUGAUCCCUAAUUUAAGAUUUGAACAUCUUGAGAAACGGGAUGACUCGAGUGAGGAUUCAAAAAAAGAAAAUUUUAAACAGUUAGCAUCUUAUAUAAAAUAUAAACAGAGUGAAGGUGAAUCUGUAAAUAACGUUAAACAUAAAAGUAACUCAUAUAUUCGGACAAAUUUAAAUGGGAAAGUGCACAAAGCGAAUAUUAGAAGGAGAAAAAGUAAUGAUAAGACAAGUUUGAUUUAUACCGAGCAAUGUGGUGAGAAAGACAUUUACGAAUUUAGCGAUGAAAGUGAAACCCCGACAUUACUUAGGAAAUCUAGAAUAUCGCAUAGGAGGACUAGUGAAGGUUCAAGUUGCCAGGUGGAAGACCACAAGCCAGAAUCUGAACAGGUGACUCCAGAAAAAAGUAGAGGCUUAAAGCUGACUCUUCGUAUGAAAAGGAGCCCUGUUCUUGAUGAGAUAAUUGAGUCGGGUACGAGCUGGAGUGAAGAUUCGUACGAACCCCAGUAUGAGAUUUUGCGCUUCACUGGGGUCGAUGAUGAAAUCAGAAACACACAUAGAAAGAAAAAACACAAAAUGAAAGAUAAAGAACAUAGAAGAAAAAAAUUUAAGGAAGAUAGAUAUCAACCAAUUCAUCAUACGCCUCUUAAGAGACUACGGUUAAUAGUAGGUAACGAAACUAGGACUAUUAAUUUACCUGCUACCGCUCAACAGGUAAUUUAGUAUUCUCUGGUAAGAGAGUAGUAGCGACAACAAUUCGUAAUUUAAUUUUUUUUAUCAACUUUCAACUGUUAUGUGAUACUUAUAUAAUUAGAUUAUCAUAUCCCUCUAGCUCUUGAAACAGUAGGCUCGUGAAGCUCACAAUUUUAUUUAUUAAUUCAAGUUUCACAUCAGUGAUGAUUUUGUAUAAAAUUUAAUAAAUAUUUUAUGGGACAAUUUAAGGGGAAUUCAAUAAAAAAUGUAUGACUGCAAAUCACGAGUGAAACUAAAUGAGAGCCAAUUUUAUAUCGGUUGUUUAGUUGUUUUGGGACACCUGAAGCAGUUGGUUCUAGUCAAUUCUAACCCAAAUCAACUAUGCAAUGUGUAUCACAAAACUGUUUUCCGUAUUUUUUUUAGCAUCACGUGUCACUUUAUUGUAGGAGGCUAAAUCCAUCUUCUGAAGUAUGCAUACUAGCUCUCAAAUAUUUAUUUUAUUAUUUUAAUUUAACAAGGAAACACAAUAUGUUACAAAAAAAUUCAUAAAUGUCAAGGGUAAAGGGGGAAAAUCCAGCCUUAUGAUUCUGUAGAAAUAAAAUAUAAAUUUUAAAUUUUUGUUUAAAAAUUGUUUUUCAGCCUAACAAUGCCUUAGAUUUAGGCUGCUCGAAUGGCUUUUAUUAUUUUUUUUAUUGAUAUUUUAGUUUACAUAGCAGAUUAAAUUUAAUACAACUUAUUGUAUUUUUCUUUUUUUGUUAAUUAGGAAAUAUAGGGUCCUUCUACUGUUGCAAGGUCUGUACAGUCACCGUUUACAUAUUUUUCAUAGUUUAACUGGUUACAACAAACAAAUUUGAUUUCAGAAUUUAAGUUUUAUGAACUCUAUAUCCAAUCAAUCCUAAAGUUGAAUCAAGCAUUUUCAUCAGUGAAGAAAGUCAGAAGUUGGUACAUUUAAAUCUUCAACUAUCAUCAUUGUGUUAGGUUUCAAUAAUACAUCACAAGUUUGAGGCUUUUUUUAAAAUAAUUUCAAGAUACUAGUCGUUGUUUUUGGAGCAUUAUAGUCGAAAGUGAUAUUUUAUUCAUAAAUAAUAAAUAAACAUUUCUCCAUUUGUUGAGUGUAUUUGAUGACCUCAUUGAAAUUUCAAUUGAGAGACCAGUGCAGACAUGAAUUAAAACAUUGAAGUUUGAACAUAUUUAACACAAUUCAUAUCAACACACAUACACACAAACACAAAUCAGAAUUGGUAGAAUUAUUACUGAAAAUUAAAAUAAAAGAAGUAAAGAAAAAGAAUUUGGAUGAUGUUUGCUUUUCCCACGUGCGGAUUUUGCCCUUUUCUCUUAAUCGGAACUCAACCUCAUCCCUUUCUAAUUUAUCGACCGCUCGCCUGAUAAGGCACCGGACUUGUUAAAAGCUCAGUUGAAGCUUUUGAAUUUAAGAAUUUCGACAAGUUUCCGACGGUCAAAAUGAUCCGGUUAAGGCCGACGAACAGAGCACACGCCGAACAAGAAAAGCGAAUGGCGAGAAAUUCCGUUAUAUGCAAUAUUAUAGUCUUUGCAGCCACUGUGGCGUUGAUAAGAGCAACACCAAGGUUUGUCACCUCUUUCAACACCUACUACUGCUAGUCACGUCGAAGAAGGGGUUGAUGAGCGUUUAGCGGAGAGUCGAGUCUUGCGUAUCCUUCCACAGACAACUGGAAAAAAGUUGUGCUCCUCAGAAAACAUGUACAUUUUGUUGAUAUUGAUUUACCAUAUUAUAUUGCACAAUAAAUAAAGUAUAUACAACAUUU
Molecule: messenger RNA, 4235 nt
Organism: Cimex lectularius (bed bug)
Lineage: Eukaryota; Metazoa; Arthropoda; Insecta; Hemiptera; Cimicidae
Gene: Hmt4-20
Product: histone-lysine N-methyltransferase KMT5B-A
Exons: 8
Coding region: 373-2481 (702 amino acids)
Cellular component (GO): nucleus
Molecular function (GO): histone H4K20 methyltransferase activity; protein binding
Source: RefSeq, a predicted model, not a curated record